Molecule: messenger RNA, 1227 nt
Organism: Aedes albopictus (Asian tiger mosquito)
Lineage: Eukaryota; Metazoa; Arthropoda; Insecta; Diptera; Culicidae
Product: alpha-tocopherol transfer protein-like
Exons: 3
Coding region: 237-1187 (316 amino acids)
Cellular component (GO): membrane
Molecular function (GO): phosphatidylinositol bisphosphate binding
Source: RefSeq, a predicted model, not a curated record
GAAAAUACGCAAGUUCCCCUAAAUGAAUAUAAAAUGGAAAUGGGCCAAUCGUCAAGAUGGCUGCAAUAUGGCUUCUGUGUGAAAUCUUCCCAACAAUAUCAAACCAUUGUUCAACGUUUCAUCGAUGAGAUAAGCUUAUCAGUCCGAUGAACCAUCAUGUGGCUUAAAAUGUCAAUGCAUGGAUUUGAACGACAUCGUCGAGUGCAAACUGACUAGGACAACAGAGCAGGGCCAUAAUGUUGUCGCUACGGCCAAUAGCCGCCGACCUAGCGGACGUAGCGAAGAACGACCUGAACGAAGAUCCAAGUCAGUUGGAAAGUCAUUUGAGUGUGAUUCGUAAUUGGUUGAAAGAAUGCAAACAUUUUCACGGUUCGCUGGAUGAUCAGAUUCUGUUGGCAUUCCUUAGGGGGUGCAAAUUCAGUUUGGAAAAAGUGAAGGAAAAAUUGGCGCUAUUUUACUGGAUCAGAACAACUCUACCGGAAGUUACUCAAAACAGAGAUCCAUACGACGACCAUGUACUGGAAGUGAUACGUUUGGGUGUGGGAAUUCCACUUCCCAAAACAGUGAACCCAACGGAUCCGAAGAUUUUUGUAAUUCGAGUGGCCCAGUUUGAUCUGACGAAAAUCACCUUCGCCGAUGUGAUAAAAGGAGGAACGCUUAUUAAUGAUGUCCUGAUGAGAGAUGACGACCAGAUGGUUAUUUGUGGAAUGAUUCUGGUCAUCGAUUUGGCAGGCGUAACUGCAAAUCAUCUAUUCCAGUUUGAUUUUGAGUUCUUGAAGCAAGUAGCUGUCCUAUACCAAGAUGCAAGCCCUCUUCGCAUGCAAGGUAUUCAUAUCUUAAACCCACCACCAGGAAUGCAAACUGUGGUAAACAUGUUCAAUAGCCUGCUCUCUACUAAAAAUAAAAAUAAAAGGAUAUUUGUACAUGGCAGUAAUUUGGAGUCUCUGCAUAAUCACUUGGCGAAACAUGUUCUUCCAAAGGAAUACGGUGGCACACUAGGGCCAAUACAAACGUUCGUCGAAGAAUGGGAAUUGAAACUGAAAGCCAAUAGAGAUUAUCUACUCGAGAUGUCCGAUUUACGUGACACAAAGACAUCAGCUCCACAGUCACCUUCGGUUUUCUCGCCUACCAGCAAAAACACAUUCUUCGGGCUGGAUGGCUCGUUUAGGCGACUUGAGUUAGAUUGAGUGAGAGAAGUGAUAAUAAAACUUGAUUCAUUGAAAAGAA